Molecule: messenger RNA, 402 nt
Organism: Sungouiella intermedia
Lineage: Eukaryota; Fungi; Ascomycota; Pichiomycetes; Serinales; Metschnikowiaceae
Source: the annotation of a GenBank genome assembly
AUGACAAGACUAUGUCUAGACCCUGGAGGUUUAUCGCUUCUCUUUCCGAAAGCGUCGCCUGCAUACCCUCAGAAGAUUCGAAUCAUUGGCCAGGUGUUCACCUAUGACGAAACUACUGCAAUUCUCCAUGUGGGCCGUGUAGCCAACCUAGCACCAGUUCAUGUACACAUAUCACUAGAUGAAGACGAAGAAGACACGAAUUCGAGCGUUUGUGUAGAUGUCACGGACGUGAUGUACCUGCUAGGGCCACAAACUACAGCGGAGGGUGUAGUUGUUAGUAUUUGGGGCAUGUAUGAUGGGAACGUCGUUAGAGCAGUUGAAUGUAGUGGAGUCAAUGGCCAGGAAUUACUAGGAGGGUCUGUUUCCGUGUUGGCUGAAAUGUCUAUUUUGACAGAAAUAUAG